This is a messenger RNA of Chondrus crispus (carragheen), 1092 nucleotides long. Its product is annotated as Cyclin-dependent kinase, CDK. Gene Ontology annotation, molecular function: ATP binding; cyclin-dependent protein serine/threonine kinase activity. The record is from RefSeq and is a predicted model, not a curated record. NCBI's taxonomy places the organism in Eukaryota, Rhodophyta, Florideophyceae, Gigartinales, Gigartinaceae. Gene Ontology annotation, cellular component: nucleus. Gene Ontology annotation, biological process: regulation of mitotic cell cycle; protein phosphorylation. Bases 1 to 996 code for a protein of 331 amino acids. The transcript is spliced from 2 exons.
AUGCGCGGCCCCAUCACGCGCGAGAUGGGCUGCCGCUCCGUGGACAACUACGAGCGCCUGAACUUCAUCGACGAGGGCGCGUACGGGCUUGUUUUCCGGGCGCGCGACCGUGUGACGGGGCGCAUCUACGCGCUGAAGCAAGUGAAGCUCAACACGCCGAGCAAGGAAGGGUUCCCUGUGACGUCGCUGCGCGAGAUCUCGGCGCUGCUGUCGCUGUCUCACCCGAACGUGGUCGCCGUGCGCGAGGUCGUCGUCGGCAUCUCGACGCAGAACAUCUACAUCGUGAUGGAGUACGCCAACGCCGACUUGCUCUCCAUCCUCACCCGUUUGACCACGCCGUACGACGCCGCGGAAGUCAAGACGUUGAUGCUGCAGCUCCUCAAGGGCGUCGCGUACUUGCAUGAUAACUGGGUCGUGCAUCGCGAUCUCAAACCGUCCAACCUGUUGCUUACGGGCGACGGCGUGCUCAAGAUAUGCGAUUUUGGGCUCGCGAGACAGUACGCCGACCCGUUGGGCAAGUAUACCCCUUGCGUGGUCACGUUGUGGUAUCGCGCCCCGGAGCUGCUCAUGGCGGCGCCGAGGUAUUCCAUCGCCGUGGACAUGUGGAGCGUCGGUUGCAUAUUUGCCGACCUGCUGCUCGGACGCAGCUUGUUUCAAGGGAAGGGGGAGCUGGAUCAGCUGGCGAAGAUCGUAGACAUUCUCGGGGCGCCUGGUGAGCACAACUGGAAGGGCUAUGACGACUUGCCGAAUGCCAGGCGCCUCAAGUUUCGUAAUCAGACCUUUAGCUCGCUUAGACUACGUAUCAAGGACGGCGCAGGGAGUGGCAGGGCUAGCGACCAGGCACUGGACUUGAUCGAGCAGCUGCUGCUGUAUGACCCGAAAAAGAGGAUCAGCGCCGAGGACGCGCUCAAGCAUCCGUACUUUGCAGAAAUGCCGGCUCCCAAGGACCCGGCCCUGGUGCAGUCAUUUCCAGAUGAUAGACGAGGGAAGAGAUAAGCGAGGGAGGCGACAGGUGAGGGAACAAAACAAAAAAAAAAACACAGAGAGAGUAUGGCUUUAUUGGUCUGCUGGGAUUAAGUCUCAAGUUUUUAA